Amblyraja radiata (thorny skate) is the source of this 2094-nucleotide messenger RNA. It is a transcript of the gene qtgal, whose product is annotated as queuosine-tRNA galactosyltransferase. The transcript has 12 exons. NCBI's taxonomy places the organism in Eukaryota, Metazoa, Chordata, Chondrichthyes, Rajiformes, Rajidae. The record is from RefSeq and is a predicted model, not a curated record. The coding region runs from base 175 to 1344 and encodes 389 amino acids.
GAGCAGCGCUGCUCCAGAUUUGUUUUUUCCCCAUUAUAUAAUUUAUAUGACGUGACCAAAAGACCAGUGUAGGUUGGGCAAGUAGGUUUUUGUCAGUUGGGGGCAUGUGUAGUUUUAGAAGGCCUUUGUGCAUUUUUUAUUUUAUGCAGAAACUGGGGCAAAUCUUUGAUUUCAAUGUCGGUCGCUUUUGUAUCAGGUCCCAGUAAACUCACUCAAGGCCAAGUCGGAGAUACUACUCGUUCCAAAAUAACAAAACACGGAGGAAGCAGUGACCAGCGCAGAUUAGAUUGUGGGAGGGAAGAUUACCUAAGUGAUGUGUCGAUUGUUCUGCCGGUCCACAAUGCUGAGAGGUGGUUGGAUCAGUGCCUUGAGUCGGUUUUGGACCAGGAUUUCCAGGGAUCGAUGCAGUUGUCCGUCUUCAACGAUGCCAGCAAGGACAACUCGAUGAGUAUUCUAGAAAAAUGGCAAACAAAACUGGUAAAGAAAGGAAUACAUGUUAUCAUUGGUGGACAAGAAUCUGCAUGCCCAAAAGGAGUUGGUUUCGCCAAGAAUCAGGCCAUUGCACAAAGUUUUGGAAGAUUCCUUUGCUUUUUGGAUGCAGAUGAUGUUAUGAUGCCACAGAGGGUGAGAGUACAGUAUGAUGCAGCCCUAGCGCUCCCUCAAUGUGUAAUUGGUUGCCAAGUUAAGAGAGAACCAGAGGGCUCAACUAAGCGAUAUACACAAUGGAUUAACAGCCUGACCCAGGAGCAGCUGCUGACUCAGGUCUUCACCUCUCAUGGCCCCACCAUCAUCAUGCCAACAUGGUUCUGCUCUCGACAAUGGUUGGACUCCGUUGGGAAGUUUGACGAAAGUGGGAAAGGUGUCCCGGAGGAUUUGCUGUUCUUCUAUGAAGUUAUUCGCAAGGGAGGAGGCAUGUCUCGAGUGGAUCGCUGCCUGCUGGUCUAUCGUUACCACUCAGAGGCUGCAACACAUGCCGUUUUAGAGGAGACUAUUUGGAAGGAACGUGUGGGGUUUCUGGAGGAGCGAGUUUUAAACAAUUGGCCUUCAUUUACCAUUUGGAAUGCUGGGAAACAGGGGAGGAAGUUGUACAGAUGUCUGUCAGCUGCCAAUCAGAAAAAGGUUGUCUCUUUUUGUGACGUGGAUCAAAGUAAGAUAACAAAGGGAUUCUAUACGUAUGAAGAAUCGAAGAUCGAACCAAAGCCCCAAAUUCCCAUUUGCCAUUUCAUGGAAGCCAGACCUCCUUUCAUCAUCUGUGUGAAACUGGACCUGACAGGUGGCGGUUUUGAAGAGAACUUGAACUCACUGAAGCUGAAAGAAGGUGUGGACUAUUAUCACUUCAGCUGAGAAACUCAGGCUAAUAUCCACGGCUGAUUUGCACGGUGCCCCGUAAGAACAUAUGGACUUAAGGACUACAAGCGGGAGAAGGCUGUAUGGCCCUUCACACCUGCUCCACUCAGUAAGACCAUCCAUGCCUUAAAGCCAUUUUCCUGCACAGAAGAUAGAAAAUAAUAGUGUUCCUGUAUGAUUUAUGUAUAAUAUUGAGGAAACCUGAAUAUUUGUCCGUUUUUAAGAAUCGUACAGUGCAGAAACAAGCCUUUCAGCCCAUCCAGUCCACACUGCCCAUCAAGUACCCAUUUACACCGGUUACUGUGCAACUCAAUGGCUCAUAGCAACUAGUAGAGUUACUGCCACACAUCCUGCCUGUGUGACUGUGUUCUCUCUGUGUUCUCUCCUGUGGAUCUUCUAGGUGCUCACAGGUUGUAUUCUGUGCAGAUCUCAAUGUAAGACUGUUUUAAUAUAACAUGAAAACACAGUGGCUGGGAGGCAGGGGCUGACCAAAGGUACCUUAUUAUUCAGCAACGCAACUGUGGACUGUAAACAGUAUCCACUCAUGAAACUCAUUGCAAGUGGUAGACCAUGUUCUGCCAGGAAUAUACCAGAACUGAUGUCAAGUUCUUAAGCUGUACUGAAAGAAGGAUGCCCACAGUAUUAACAAGUAAAUUUACUCGUAAAAUGAGGCUUUAUAAGGCACCGGUCACACUGCAGUUGGGGUUUUGUGAGCAGUUUUGGGCACCAUAUCUGAGGAAGGAUGUG